CCCUCCGAACUUUAACUUCCGUGUUUAACAUCAAUAGCCUUUGUUAAAUAACAAAAACAUCAAAAAUAUAUAGAAAUGUAUUUACAUAAAAUCGUUUUAAAACGCGGGUGUUUGAUAUGAGAAUCUGUAGGAAAAUAAGUCUUAAAGAUUUCGGUGGCUAGCUACACGGAUACCCUAUGUAAUGUAACCAUGUUCGUGCUGUAUGUAUUAAGAUGUACUGUUAUGAUUGUGCUUUUGCAUAUAUCUGGCGGAGAAAGACUGACACACAAUGGCACAUGUGACAUAUGUGACUGUUCUAGAAAAUAUAUUGUAGAUUGUUCUAAUAGGAACCUCACCUACAUCCCACGUGAUAUAGCUUAUACAACGCGGGUACUUAAUAUGGCUUCUAAUUUUCUUCAACGAUUGGAUGAAGGCGUGUUUGAAAAUUUGACGAUGCUGAUAAGGCUUGACUUACAUAACACAGCAUUGAAAAAAGAAAAUGUGUCCUCCAAGGCCUUUAAAGGUCUUGUGCACCUAAAGUUCUUGAAUAUUUCUCAGAACGAUCAGUUUCCACUGACAAAUGUGUCUAAACAACCUGAAUUAUUCGAACACCUUCCAUCUCUUGAAGAGUUGCGGAUGUAUGGAACAACUGGAACGUACAAUAUUAAAUAUGGAUACCCCGAUGUCAAACUGAGUAAGAUGGUAAAUUUAAAAGAGCUGUGGAUUGAUGGACUUACAAAAUUACCUUUUGGUCCGGCAUUCCGGAACAUGACAAAUUUAAGAAUAUUGCGAGUGGCUGGUGAUUCUAUCGAACCAUCGUGGAGAAGCAAAGAAUUUUGUAUGAUAGAGGAAUUAGAAGAUGGACUACUUGAUAAUCUGGUGAAUGUAACCCAUUUGUACAUCAGAAAAUGCUUUGUCAAUAAUAUAGGCAAAAAUGUUUUCCGAAACAUGGAAAACUUGGAAUACCUUGACAUGUCCAUCAACAAGAGGUUGGGAUUUAAGCAAUUAUUUCAAUCGUUUUGCUCAUUGCCUAUGAAAACUGUGAGUCUUAUUUUAAAUGAAGUUACAACUAGAUCUUCUACCAUGUGCGGCAAUGCUAUAACAACGGAUAUGGCAAAGUGUAUUAAAGACAAAUCUAUUAGGGAGUUACAGCUUAAUCAGAAUGUCAUUUUCUAUGUAGAGAAAGAUGUGUUUUCUAUAUUUCCUAAAACGCUUCAAACUGUAAGCAUUAGAAAAAAUGAGUUUCAUCUAGGUAUUUACAUGUUCUAUGUUUCUGACUUGACAAAUUUAACUUCCUUAGACAUGUCUUACCAAUUUUUUACACAGCAUACAUCAAUAUGGCACAAUGCUAACAAUAAAUUAGCAUUACAAGAUAUAUAUUCAUAUAAGUUUUACGAACAAGGAGAACAGUAUUUGACGACAUCUAUUGGUGAGAAUGGAGAUCAUAAACCACCAGAUAAUUCAAAUGACUCUCAGUCAGUUGAUGAUUAUAUAAGUAACAAGAGUAAUAUUUUACACCAUAAUAAUCAUCACUUUUCAAUGAAUUUAAACCAAAAUAAUAACAUGCAAUACGAAACUUCCCUAACAAACCGGCAAAACAAAAAGAAAGUAUGUCCACAGCUUAACAAGGAUAAUUAUAUUCCACCAGGCACGGUUUUAGUUAACAUUCCACCUAACUUGGAAUACCUCGAUUUAAGUCAUAGCAAAAUCGCUAGUCCUAUUUUCGAACUCUUCGUCAACGAAACAAACCAAUUACAGAAUAUCAAUGCCAGUAACUCGUUAUUAUAUUGUUGGGACGGUCCAGUUCACGGAUUGACAAAGCUCGAGACCUUAGACUUAUCAAACAACUUCUGCACAAACGUAUCCAUGUCGUUUUUUGAAACAUUAACUAAUCUAAGACGGUUGAAUAUCAGUUAUAACUUUUUAGGUUCAUCUUUUGCCAAAGACAGGCAUGGACAGAUAAUGGCGAACUUAACAAAAUUGGAAAGUUUAGAUUUUUCUUUCAACCUUAUUUAUAAUAUCCCUUCAUUGUUUUUGAAAUCACAAACGGAGCUAAUAGAUUUGAAGGGAAACGUUAACAUGAUGGGAGAGUUCAAUAUUGACAUCAGACAUAUGAGGAAAUUAAGAAAACUUGACUUGAAAGCAAAUAGAAUAAGAACGCUGUCGGCCAAAAUUUGUGGAGAGUUAGAGUAUAUUUCAAAAAUUGGUAGUACUAAUGGCUCAUCAGAUGUGAAAUUAUUUGUUGAUCUAAGAGCUAAUCCUUUAGAAUGCUCAUGUGAUAAUAUCAAAUUUAUCAAGUGGUUGAGUAAGUAUUAUGUUUCAAACAACUCAAGUUUGUCCGUCAAUGUGUCGUUUUGCCUCAACUAUGAAAGUCAUCACAAACUUGAAAAUUUGACAUCGCAACAUGAAAUAGAAAAUAUGGUGCACUACCUUGAAAUGCAAUGUCGAUCCUUUACUAGUUUGAUCGUUGGACUAUCUGUAACACUAGCAUUAAUUAUAAAUGUAAUACUUGGAAUGGUCGUCCAUAAAUUUCGUUGGAAACUACAAUAUUGGUACUAUGUUGUACUUAAGAGGAAGACUGUUCAAGGAAGGGGUGAUUAUGAGCUUAUUGAUGAGCCAAGGUACAAAUAUGAUGUGUUUGUUGCAUCUUCUGAUGAUCAAAAAGAGUUUGUUAUCGAUAAACUUCGACCUGUCUUCAAACAAAAUGAAUUGACGGCAUUUAUAGCAGUGUAUCAUAUUAAUUUCAAUGAUAACUUAGUUAACACCAUUAGUAAAGCAAUUAAUGGAAGCAAAGUUGUCCUUUUCGUUUUUUCUGAUGACUGGUCGACGGAUCAUUGCAUGAAUAUUGCUGUACACAUGUGGCAAUGUGAUAUGAUAGAGAGGAAAAAGAGAUCGGUACUUGGCAUCUUCCUAAACAAUAUGACAGGCGAGGAUGCUGUAAAAACUAAAGAAAUCUACUGUUCCACAUUCAUAGAUUUCCCAGGAGGGACAGAUGAAGAGGAGCACGAGGCGUUUUGGACAGAUUGUGUGAACCAUAUUAAAAGGCAAGGAGACAUGCAAUAAAAUAAACAUACAUUAUUUGAUAGAAAUAGCCGGUACGCAUUUUAUUGACAGCGUGAUAAUCAUAUUGUUGAUAUGAUAAAUUGGUUUAAAGCCGUCACGUUAUUCUCUAAUGCUCAUACAUUACUGGAAAUAAACAUUUGUAUCACAUGCCCAUUUAAUAGACGUAACGUUUACUAUAUUUACCUUAAAUAUAAUGACUGUUUAUUUUGAAUUGUCAUAACCAGUGUACACUGUUGAUACUUUUUACUAAUUGUAGUUAAUACUCUUUACUCCUGUCUGUUAUAUAAUAUUCAGUUCAUGUAUUUUUCGAUGCUAUUAAAUGAGGACAUGAUAAA
Molecule: messenger RNA, 3377 nt
Organism: Ruditapes philippinarum (Manila clam)
Lineage: Eukaryota; Metazoa; Mollusca; Bivalvia; Venerida; Veneridae
Product: toll-like receptor 4
Exons: 2
Coding region: 190-3042 (950 amino acids)
Biological process (GO): signal transduction
Molecular function (GO): protein binding
Source: RefSeq, a predicted model, not a curated record